Molecule: messenger RNA, 2215 nt
Organism: Carica papaya (papaya)
Lineage: Eukaryota; Viridiplantae; Streptophyta; Magnoliopsida; Brassicales; Caricaceae
Source: RefSeq, a predicted model, not a curated record
UUUGGUUUCUUCUCUUUCGCUGCUUCUGCGGAAUCCUCUCUCUCGUGGCUUCACCAGUAAUCCAAAAUUCUUCUCUCUCUAGAACUCUCUGCAUUUGUUUCUUCGUUUUCUCUUUUUUCCCGACGAAAUUGCUUACACAUUGGUGAUUUUCGAAGCCUAUCAAUCAGAUCUUUAUUCCCUCUGGUUCCAUCUGUCAGGCGUCAAUGUUCUGCCCUAGUUUUUCUGCAGUGAGCAUUGUCAAAGCUAAUGUAAAGAAAAUGGAUUGAUCUAAGUUAAUUACUUCUUCUGCCGGACUCCCGGUUGAGGGCUCGUGGGCUGGUUGUUUUUAGAUGAUACUAGCUGAUUGCAGCUGUAGGAGCUGCACAAAAGAAUGUUGUCAAUUUUUUGGCUGAUAUUCAGUCACUCCUACAAUGAAAACUGGACACUUAUCAACAUCAUACAUUUCAUGCCUCAGUUUAGCACUAAACUUCCUGUGCAAGCUAGUGAUCAAUAUUGCUUUGAUACAGUAAACACCUCUGUCUGGAGGUUGUUAGAAGUUCAUUGACAACUUUUUGAUUGUCAUUGCUCCAAUUUCAAUAAUGGAAAAGUAUAAAAUUUUGGACGAGCUUGGAGAUGGUACUUGUGGUAGUGUAUAUAAGGCCUUCAAUAUAGAAACAUAUGAAAUUGUUGCUGUCAAGAAAAUGAAAAGAAAGUUCUAUUUUUGGGAAGAAUGUGUGAAUCUACGAGAAGUUAAGGCCCUUCGUAAACUAAAUCAUCCCAAUAUCAUAAAGUUGAAGGAGGUUGUCCGGGAAAACAAUGAGCUGUUCUUCAUUUUUGAAUACAUGGAAUAUAAUCUUUACCAAAUAAUGAGGGAACGAGAAAGACCCUUUUCUGAGGCAGAGAUAAGAAGUUUUAUGUUUCAGAUGCUACAAGGACUUGCUCACAUGCAUAAAAAUGGAUACUUUCAUCGGGAUUUAAAACCUGAGAAUUUGCUGGUGACAAAUGAUGUUCUUAAAAUUGCUGACUUUGGACUGGCGAGAGAAGUUUCAUCAAUGCCUCCUUAUACUGAAUAUGUUUCUACACGUUGGUACCGAGCUCCAGAAGUUUUGCUGCAGUCCUCAGUUUAUACCCCUGCAAUUGGUAUAAAUUAUGUUCUAGCCCAUUUAAGAACUUCAUUAAUUCUUAAAGUUUUCUAUUGUGAGAAUUCUUUGUACUCUGAGGUAAAGUGCUCCUUAGUCAUAAUAAUCUUCAAAAUAUCAUAUAAAUUUAGUUCUUUCUUGGGCAGUGAAGCAGAUCAAUUAUACAAGAUAUGUUCUGUUCUUGGUACACCAGACUGGACUGCAUUUCCUGAAGCAAAGAACACCUCUCGGUUAAUCAAUAUUAGUUAUUCAGAUAUUUUGCCUACCAACCUUUCUGAUAUAAUUACCAAUGCUAGCGCAGAGGCUAUUAGUUUAAUCACGCAACUUUGUUCAUGGGAUCCACUGAGGAGGCCAACUGCUGAUCAAGCAUUGCAGCAUCCAUUUUUUAAUGUGGGUGCAUUGGUUUCGUAUCCACUCCGAGAUCCACUUGAGCUGAGGCUAAAUAACAUGGGGGCAACUCCAAAUCUUGAGUUGAAUCUCUGGGACUUCGACACUGAACCUGAUGACUGUUUUCUUGGCUUAACACUGGCUGUAAAACCUAGUGUCCCAAACUUGGGUAAGCUUUAUUAUUCCUCUGGUGUCUAGUUUAGUACAGCAACAUUUUCUUUUGAUGAAACCGGGCUGUUGGUUCUUCGUGUCACAGUUUUCUGGUCGCUGCUUUCUCCUGAUCAAAAUAGAAUUCACACCCCAGUUGAAUCAUCCUUGUCUCUGUCGUUCAGCAGUUCCAUUCCACAUCCAUCAAUAGGAGUUCCGCAAUCAGCUGGGUUCACAAUUGGAUCACUGCAGCCGAAUAUCUUGGAUCGUCCAUUGUUGGCCAUGUCCUCCCCCUUCCGACAAGGUCAUUACCUUUGAUUCGGUUAAUUUGGAAAUAUCCAAUAAAGAGGGUUCUUGUAGAAAGUAUCUGUAAUUUAAUUUUUUUUUUUUUUUUUUUUCUUGUAAAGCUUAAUUUUAGUACCGCCCCAUUGUGCCAUUGUCGUCCAAAGCAAUCACUUCAAUUUUGCUUGGGACUAGCUUCUGACAGAAUCUGUAGGUUCCCAUUUUUAUAAUCAACAAAUACACAUUUUAUACUGAAACUUGAGUAACUUGUUGUCCCAAAA